CAUGAAGCCGCUGGACCCCUCGGAGCAGCGGCAGAGGCGGCGGAGCCCGGCGGAGCGCAGUCAGAGACGGGCAGCUCCGGGGUCCGCGUCCCAGUGCCUACGCGGCUGCGGACUCCCCCAUGGGCCGCAGCUGAGGCUUCCCGCAGCGGUGGGGCGCGGACCGGGGGGCGCGGUUGAGACUCGGAGGCGGCGGCGCCGGAGGAAGCGCAGAAGGCCGGGCCCGGGAGGUGGGCAGCACCGCGCCGCAACCCCGGGCUCGCCAUGCUCCUGGCCUCGGCAGUGGUGGUGUGGGAAUGGCUGAACGAACACGGCCGCUGGCGUCCCUACAGCCCAGCCGUGAGUCACCACAUCGAGGCGGUGGUGCGCGCUGGUCCCCGCGCCGGGGGCAGCGUGGUGCUGGGCCAGGUGGACAGCCGGCUCGCGCCCUACAUCAUCGACCUGCAGUCCAUGAACCAGUUCCGCCAAGACACGGGGACCCUCCGUCCAGUUCGACGAAACUACUACGACCCAUCCUCAGCCCCUGGCAAGGGUGUGGUGUGGGAAUGGGAGAAUGACAACGGUUCCUGGACUCCCUAUGACAUGGAAGUCGGCAUCACCAUCCAGCAUGCCUAUGAGAAGCAGCAUCCAUGGAUCGACCUCACCUCCAUUGGCUUCAGCUACAUAAUAGACUUCAGCACCAUGGGCCAGAUCAACAGGCAGACCCAACGCCAACGCCGUGUCCGACGACGACUAGACCUCAUCUACCCCAUGGUCGCAGGCACUAUGCCAAAGACGCAGUCCUGGCCAGUCAGUCCUGGACCGGCGACGUCCUCCCCUGCACCACCUUGCUCCUGCCCACAGUGUGUUUUGGUGAUGAGUGUCAAGGCUGCUGUGGUCCAUGGGGGCACUGGGCCUCUUCAGCCUCCAGCAGCACGAAAGAACAUGGCCCUCUCUGGAGUGGGCAAGCUGCCCCAGCCACCUGGCCCUGGAGCAAAGCCACUAGACCCCACUGGCACCAUCCGGGGCCCAGGGAAGGCCAUCAGGGGACAAGUCUCUAAUGCACCAGCUGGGGCGACUGUAGGCUCCCCUGCCAGCCCACAAGGAGGCAACAGGAAGACCGGAAGGGCGGCAUUGGCCACCUUGAAUCGGUCUAAUCUGCAGCGACUGGCUAUUGCCCAGUCCCGGGUGCUGAUCGCCUCCGGGGUUCCCACUGUGCCUGUGAAAAACUUGAAUGGGUCCAGUCCUGUUAAUCCUGCCUUGGCAGGAAUCACGGGGAUCCUCAUGAGUGCAGCGGGAUUGCCUGUGUGCCUCACUCGCCCACCAAAGCUGGUCCUCCACCCGCCCCCUGUCAGCAAGAGUGAGAUAAAAUCCAUCCCAGGGGUCUCGAACACAAGCCGCAAGACCACCAAAAAGCAGGCCAAGAAAGGUAAAACCCCAGAGGAAGUUCUAAAGAAGUAUCUGCAGAAGGUCCGACACCCACCAGAAGAGGAUUGUACCAUCUGUAUGGAGCGUCUCACAGCACCCUCUGGCUACAAGGGCCCACAGCCUACAGUCAAGCCUGACCUGGUGGGAAAGCUGUCCAGGUGUGGGCACAUCUACCACAUCUAUUGCCUGGUGGCCAUGUACAACAAUGGGAACAAGGAUGGGAGUUUACAGUGUCCAACAUGUAAGACCAUUUAUGGCGUCAAGACAGGCACCCAGCCUCCAGGGAAGAUGGAGUACCACCUCAUUCCGCACUCCUUGCCUGGCCAUCCGGAUUGCAAGACCAUCCGGAUCAUCUACAGUAUCCCCCCUGGCAUUCAGGGACCAGAGCAUCCAAAUCCUGGGAAGAGCUUCAGUGCCCGUGGCUUCCCACGACAUUGUUACCUUCCAGACAGCGAGAAAGGGAGAAAAGUUCUAAAGCUGCUUCUAGUAGCCUGGGACCGUCGUCUCAUCUUUGCCAUUGGAACCUCCAGCACCACGGGCGAGUCCGAUACUGUCAUCUGGAAUGAGGUUCACCACAAGACAGAAUUUGGCUCUAAUCUCACUGGCCAUGGCUACCCAGAUGCCAAUUACCUGGAUAAUGUGCUGGCUGAACUGGCUGCCCAGGGUAUCUCUGAAGACAGCACUUCCCAUGAAAAAGACUGAGGUGGGAGGGUACUGGGGACCACAGGGCAGGAAAUGGAGAGAGUCAAGGUCGGGCUUGAUGCCAUGCCUCCUGACUCCCUCAUUUCCCUUCUUGUAUUAUCCCCAUCUCUCAUCCCUCUCAGUCACAGAGGGAGCUAGAUUAAGAUGAUGUCAUUCAUAAACUUCAUCCAAUACGAACAAGACAUGGGAUGAGGGCCAACCUCCUUCUGUCCCCAUGAAGUCUUCAGUACUGAGUAGUCAAGAACCUGCACCUCUCCCUACCCCUAAGCAGGGGGUAUGUUCAGCAUAUUUAAUGCAUGAGCACUAUUGAGGUACUCCGUAUCCUGGCCUUGUGAAGCUGAGAUCCCUCUCCUCAGCUGGCUUCUUGCUGCUUCCACUCUGCCUUGAGAGUGGAGUUUCUGCUUAUUUUCUCCUCCACUGGAGUCAGGGAGCUCUCACUGUGCACAAUUGGGGAGAGAGGUGUAGACUGCUGUGACAUCAGAAAUUGGAUGCCUUGGUGCAGUGUAAGGAAGCAGUUCAUGUUAAGAGGGUCAGAGUCAAAUGCCUCUGGGAGGAGCCUGGGCCCUUCCUUCCUCCUCAUCCAUUGACCUGUCCGUAGGCAUCUGAUUCUCUCAAGUUGGUGGAAGGACUCGGAUUCCUCUCUGGGGUGGUAUCCCAUGAUGCUGUUUCCAACCAACCUCUCUCUGAUCCAAUCAGAGACUGUAUCCCACUGAGCAUCUGCACUAUCCUCAGGGAGAGGAGCCCAUAGCCUUCUUCCCAACUCAUUUCAAACCAGCUCAGUUUCAUCAAGUCACUGUGAGUUGGAGCCCACACCAGGCUCUUUGUCAUCUGUGUUUGUGCAUAUGUUUGUGUGGGUGUGUGUGCAUUAUUGGGCCAAGUUAUUGGGAAAGUCCCAUCAUGUCUCUGAAUUCUGUUUCACAUGCCAAAUCCCAAUUCUGUUGGGGAUCCUAUAGUAAAGGUAUGGCCCUUUGACUUUUCUCACCCUUUGCCAGCCCAUCUCAUGAUAAACUUGGGCCCUAGUGGACA
Molecule: messenger RNA, 3132 nt
Organism: Mus pahari (shrew mouse)
Lineage: Eukaryota; Metazoa; Chordata; Mammalia; Rodentia; Muridae
Gene: Dtx4
Product: deltex E3 ubiquitin ligase 4
Exons: 9
Coding region: 262-2106 (614 amino acids)
Biological process (GO): protein ubiquitination; Notch signaling pathway
Cellular component (GO): nucleoplasm
Molecular function (GO): zinc ion binding; ubiquitin protein ligase activity
Source: RefSeq, a predicted model, not a curated record